Molecule: messenger RNA, 1419 nt
Organism: Fulvia fulva
Lineage: Eukaryota; Fungi; Ascomycota; Dothideomycetes; Mycosphaerellales; Mycosphaerellaceae
Product: Ornithine decarboxylase
Exons: 1
Coding region: 1-1419 (472 amino acids)
Cellular component (GO): cytoplasm
Molecular function (GO): ornithine decarboxylase activity
Source: RefSeq, a predicted model, not a curated record
AUGGCACCUUGCGCGAUCGACAUCACUGCCAACGACUAUGAGAUUCUGUCUCUCAAAGACGAUUACAUAGACACCCAUUCUGUCUCCGACUGUGAGAGCGGAGCAGAGCCUGUGCAUCAUGGCGCAAAGACGGCGAAGGAGAUGAUUGGCGCAGCCCUGCAGAAGCACAUCGAAGGAGUUGAUCCACACGACUGCGAGGCUGGCGCUGAGGAUGCCUUCUUUGUCGCUGACCUGGGAGAGGUCUACCGUCAGCACAUGCGCUGGAAGAAGCAUCUUCCGCGCAUCACUCCACACUACGCUGUGAAGUGCAACCCAGACGACGCCAUCUUGCGUCUGUUGGCCAAGCUUGGUGCUGGCUUCGAUUGUGCUAGCAAGGCGGAGAUCGAGCAGGUCCUUGGCUUGGGUGUUGACCCAGAGCGCAUCAUCUACGCGCAGCCAUGCAAGACGAAGAGCUACCUGCGAUACACGGCUAAGACCGGAGUCAAGCAGAUGACAUUUGACAACACGGAUGAGCUGUACAAGGUCAAGGAGCUGUUCCCACAGGCGGAGCUGUUCCUGCGCAUCUCGACAGACGACUCGCAGAGCCUGUGCCGCUUGAGCCAGAAGUUUGGCGCGAACAUGGACAAUGUCCCAGAGCUCCUCGCGUUGGCCAAAGACCUUGACCUGAACGUUGCAGGUGUUGCGUUUCACGUUGGCUCUGGCGCUUCUGACCCACAAGCUUUCCGCCAAGCUGUCAGCGAUGCCCGUAAUGUUUUCGACCAGGCCGCUGCUCUUGGCCAUGAGCUGCACACUUUGGACUGCGGAGGUGGUUUCGUGUCCGAGACCUUCGACGACAUGGCUGGUGUACUUGCGCAAGCCCUGGACGAGCAUUUCCCACCAAGCGUUCGUAUCAUCGCCGAGCCAGGUCGCUACUACACCAGCUCCGCCUUCACCUUGGCCUGCAACGUCAUCGCUCGUCGCACUGUCGAGGAGAAGCGCCUCGGCGGCAGCACCAGCUACAUGCUAUACAUGAACGAUGGCGUGUACGGCAAUUUCUCCUGCAUCAUCUUCGACCACCAGCAUCCCGUGCCAAAGGUCUUGCGCAACCAGCGCCGCAACGAUGGCUUCAAUUACUCCACCAGCUACGAGUCCAUGGUCGACUCCGGCUACACUUCUGCCGAAGACGAGCAUACGGCCCCCGUCCGCGCUGGCCGGAAGCAGAUCACCUACUCCAUCUGGGGUCCCACCUGCGACGGCAUCGAUGUCAUCGCCGAGCAGUGGCAGUCGAACGAGACUCUUGACGUCGGCGACUGGCUGUACUUUGAGGACAUGGGCGCAUACACCAGGUGCUCGGCUACUCGCUUCAAUGGUUUUACCAAUGGACAUGAGACCAUCUAUGUCUGCAGCGAGCCUGCUGCCGACAGCUUGGUUGCCUUGUAA